ACAGAAACACAUUAUCCCGAUGCAUUCAUGAGAGAGGAACUUAGUCAAAGACUGAAUUUAAGUGAGGCUAGAGUUCAGGUUUGGUUUCAAAACAGAAGAGCUAAAUGCAGAAAGCAUGAAAACCAACUUCACAAAGGAGUGUUGUUAACUAAGCAAAGCCGACCAACAUCAACCCAACUGGAAACUUGCCGCAUAACGCCUUAUACAUACAUGCCAACAAGAAAGCUUGCAUUUUCACCAAGAGAUGUUAACCGAUCCCAAAUAAUGGAACCUAAUAGUUUAACUACAAAUAAUUCUGCUUUUGAUGUAAAUAUUCUUUCAGUAGCACAACAGUACACGUCUGAUCUAACUAAUAGGAGUUCACUAUUUCAAUAUCCUAUAAAUUUGGCUGCCCUUGCUGCUGUUCAUAAAAAGAAUUCCAGUAUUGCUGACUUACGCCUGAAAGCAAAAAUUCAUGCAGAAGCUUUAGGAAUUAAUGAAACCAAUUAAUAUAACAUAUUAUGUGUAAUAAAUCUAAAUAAUGUAAAACUUUAAUAAAUACGC
Molecule: messenger RNA, 543 nt
Organism: Condylostylus longicornis
Lineage: Eukaryota; Metazoa; Arthropoda; Insecta; Diptera; Dolichopodidae
Product: short stature homeobox protein
Exons: 4
Coding region: 28-489 (153 amino acids)
Biological process (GO): regulation of transcription by RNA polymerase II
Cellular component (GO): nucleus
Molecular function (GO): sequence-specific double-stranded DNA binding; DNA-binding transcription factor activity, RNA polymerase II-specific
Source: RefSeq, a predicted model, not a curated record